GACGAUCGCAGGAGGACGACGAGGAGGAGCACGACGACGGUGAGCGGGAGAGGAGCGACGACGAUAGCGACAGCGACGACGACAUGGAGGAGAGCCAGCUGCUGAUGACGGAACUGCCGUCGCCGUUGACGCCGAGCGCCGGUCGAGGCGGUACCACGCUGCUACACCGUCCGGGCCACUACUACCACCUGCACCAGCCGCACCUGGCGAUCCCGACGUCGCAGAACCAGGCGAUCCUCCAGCACAACACGGCGCCGCACUACGGCGGUACCGAGGGCAAUGGCGGCGGCGGCGCCGGCACCGGCACCGCGACGACCGCGAUCGCCGCCGCCGCCGGCGGCCUCCCGGCGGCCUACACCAGCGUCAACCAGGGCGGCAUCUCGUCGUCGCGACUGCACCCACAUCAGGCGCAUCAGCGCGGCACCGCGGCGAUCCACGGCCAGCCCGCAGCCAGCACCCACGUGUCCUCCCUCUAUCCGGAGAUCCUCGCGCUCAUCUUCAGCUACCUGGACGUCCGCGACAAGGGGCGCGCCGCGCAGGUGUGCACCGCGUGGCGCGACGCUGCCUACUAUCGCUCGGUCUGGCGAGGAGUCGAGGCGCGGCUGCAUCUGAGGAAACAGGCGCCGGCGUUGUUCGCCAGCCUGGUGCGACGCGGCGUCAAGCGGGUCCAGGUCCUCUCCCUGCGCCGCGGCCUCAGCGACGUUCUCAAAGGCGUGCCGAACCUCGAGGCGCUCAACCUCUCCGGCUGCUACAACAUCACCGACAUCGGUAUCACGAACGCCUUCUGCCAGGAGUACCCGUCCCUCACCGAGCUCAACCUGUCGCUCUGCAAGCAGGUGACCGACACCUCGCUCAGCAGGAUAGCGCAGUACCUGAAGAACCUCGAGCACCUCGAGCUGGGCGGCUGCUGCAACAUCACCAACACCGGCCUGCUGCUGAUUGCGUGGGGCCUCAAGAAACUCAAGCGGCUCGACCUGCGGAGCUGCUGGCACGUCUCGGACAUCGGUAUCGCCCACCUGGCCGGGAUGAACCGCGAGACCGCGGACGGCAAUCUCGCUCUGGAAUACCUGAGCCUACAGGACUGCCAGCGGCUUAGCGACGAGGCGCUCAGGCACGUGUCCAUCGGUCUCACGACCCUCAAAUCCAUCAACCUGUCGUUCUGCGUGUGCAUCACCGACUCCGGCGUCAAGCAUCUGGCUCGGAUGUCCAGUCUGCGCGAGCUGAACCUGCGCUCCUGCGACAACAUCUCCGACAUCGGUAUGGCGUACCUAGCCGAGGGCGGCAGCCGCAUCACUUCGCUCGACGUGUCGUUCUGCGACAAGAUCGGCGACCAGGCGCUCGUUCACAUCUCCCAAGGCCUCUUCAACCUCAAGUCCCUCUCGCUGUCCGCCUGCCAGAUCAGCGACGAGGGUAUCUGCAAGAUCGCCAAGACCCUGCACGACCUCGAGACCCUCAAUAUCGGCCAGUGCAGCCGGCUCACCGACCGCAGUCUGCACACCAUCGCCGAGAGCAUGAAGAACCUCAAGUGCAUCGACCUGUACGGCUGCACCAAGAUCACCACCGGCGGCCUCGAACGGAUAAUGAAGCUGCCGCAGCUCAGUACGUUGAAUCUUGGUCUGUGGCACGUGCGGUGAUGGCUUUUUCCGUUGCUAAGUGCUAAGCAGGAUGAACGCUGUCAACAUCACCAUCACCAUCACUAUCAUCGUCAUCGUCGUCAUCAUCAUCGGCAUCGGCACCGUCAUCGCCAUCCCCGAUGCGACCCGGGAGGGAAAACUUUGUCUUCGCGCGCAUGUUCACACUGCCGCAGGCGGUAAGUCCGUGUUGCUGUC
This is a messenger RNA of Monomorium pharaonis (pharaoh ant), 1829 nucleotides long. It is a transcript of the gene Ppa, whose product is annotated as F-box/LRR-repeat protein 14. Bases 84 to 1634 code for a protein of 516 amino acids. Gene Ontology annotation, cellular component: SCF ubiquitin ligase complex. Gene Ontology annotation, biological process: SCF-dependent proteasomal ubiquitin-dependent protein catabolic process. Gene Ontology annotation, molecular function: protein binding. The record is from RefSeq and is a predicted model, not a curated record. Lineage: Eukaryota; Metazoa; Arthropoda; Insecta; Hymenoptera; Formicidae. The transcript has 2 exons.